AUGAACUUCCUUGCCCGCUCUGCCCGCGCCGUCCGCCCCGUCCGCAUGGGACCUGGAUCGCGUAUUCGCAGCUACGCCACUGAGGCUGCUGCCGCUGGUCUCCGUUUGACCUUCGCUGUCCCCCACCAGACCAUCUACAAGGAUGUUUCCGUUGCCCAGGUCAACAUUGCUGCCGUCUCCGGUGACAUGGGUAUCCUUGCCAGCCACGUUCCCUCCAUUGAGCAGCUCCGCCCUGGAGUUGUUGAGGUUAUCGAGGGUGCUGCCACCAAGAAGUUCUUCGUCUCUGGAGGUUUCGCCACCAUGAACCCCGAUUCCACCCUCAACAUCAACGCCGUUGAGGCUUUCCCCGUUGAGGAUUUCAGCGCUGAGACCAUCCGCGCCAACCUCGCUGAGGCCCAGCGUCUUUCCAACGCUGCUGCCACCGAGGAGGAGAAGCUCGCUGCCAAGGUUGAGGUCGAGGUUCUCGAGUCCCUCCAGGCUGCCGUCCUUGCCAAGUAA
Messenger RNA from Linnemannia hyalina, 498 nucleotides. Lineage: Eukaryota; Fungi; Mortierellomycota; Mortierellomycetes; Mortierellales; Mortierellaceae. The record is from the annotation of a GenBank genome assembly.